Myotis davidii is the source of this 2448-nucleotide messenger RNA. RefSeq names its product gasdermin-C. The transcript is spliced from 2 exons. Gene Ontology annotation, molecular function: phosphatidylserine binding; phosphatidylinositol-4,5-bisphosphate binding; phosphatidylinositol-4-phosphate binding. Gene Ontology annotation, biological process: pyroptotic inflammatory response; defense response to bacterium. The record is from RefSeq and is a predicted model, not a curated record. The coding region runs from base 1105 to 2448 and encodes 447 amino acids. Lineage: Eukaryota; Metazoa; Chordata; Mammalia; Chiroptera; Vespertilionidae.
GCUGUCCUAGACCCUUCCUCUCAGACCCCACAGCUACCCUCUCCUGAGCCAGGCAACCACCAGCCCUUCCAGGGCGACAGCCCAGCCUGGUCUCCUGGCCCCCACCAGUCCCCAUUGGUCCCAUCUCAGUUCUCCCAGGCCCCUCCCGUGUCCCUUUCCCAGCCUGGCAUAGGUGUGUGGGCAGGGAGGGGUGGCUGCUACAUGCCACGCCACCACCCUCUUAGGUGGCACAGAGCCCUGCCCAGCCCCACCAGGCCAUGCCAAUGACCGCUCCCUGCCCUCUGUCGCCUGCCAAGUCCUGCAGCCAGGCACAGCCUGUUCUCUGAGCCUCUGCUGUGGGUUGUAUUUUGGUGGUUUCUUCUCGGUAGAUCCCACCCUUCCACCUCUCUUCCGGGAGCAGCAGGAAAAUCCCGGAACUGGAGCCGCUGGGAGCCUUUCCCAGGCUGGUGACGGGCUGCCCUGUCUCCUGGGCCCAGGCUCCACCUGGGUAAAUGGAGAUGCCAGCGUGGGCUCCCCAGCUGCCCCCAGGCACUGGCCUCACAUGUCCCUGCACAGAACCGUCAAAAUCACACCUGUGACAGGAAGCUGCUCCACACUCCCCUGGACAAGACAGUGGCAAUGCUGAUGUUCGAUGCUAAUAAUAGGAGGAGCAGGGGGGGCUAUGGGAACUGUUUACACUAAUGGCACAGUUUUCCUGGAAACCUAAUGCUUUUUUUAGCUCUUGUUCAAGAUACAUGUCAUGACUCAGCUGAGAAGGACUGAAGAGGUAAGACCGUGAUCCAGAGCUCAGCCCCAGACCUGGUCCGGACGAGACGAGGGCCUCAUCUGCUGCUUUUUACAGGAUACUGCCCUGGAACUUGAGUCGGGGACCUGCUGGUAGGAAGAAAACACGACCAGCGGAGUCGCACUUCUCUGUUCUCUGGAUUUUGUCUGACCUCGGGCAGUCUGGAGAUUGGAAGGAGCCCUACCCAUCGGAGCCUUUCUCUAUACGACAAGACAGUAUACAACUGGGAGUCCAGAGAGCAGCCCCGACCAGGGGCAGAGCUGGGGUUUUAAAAGCUGAAACCACAUCCUGAUAGACAACCGUGCAGGGCAAGCAACAACAUGCCCUCCAUGUUUGAGAAAAUUACCAAGAAAUUGGUCAAAGAGCUCGGAGACCGACAGCUCAGACCUGUCAAAUGCUUGGUGAGUGCCACCAGGAUACACCGGUUUUCUCUAAUACAGAGGAAGAAGGCUCACUCUCGGUUUUGGCAACUACCUGAGGAACCCCUUGAUGUCUCCCUCAUGCACAUCCUGGAACCAGGUUCUUCGGUCCCAGACGCUGCUGUGGAAGAGUCUCCCGUCUUCGCUUACACUGUGGUCAGGAAGCAGCAGGCGGCUGGGAGCGUGAAUGCUGGGGCAGAAGUGGGCAUCUCAGGGGAGAUGGCUGUGUGCCAAGAGUCCUCCCUCCAGUACCGGAUUGUUAGCACCCCGCACGAAGCCUGGGCAGAGCUUCAGAAGGGGAAACUGCCGGACUCAGAGCCGGCCUUCCUGAAGCAGUGCCGGGAAGCAGGGGUGAACCUGUAUGUUGUGACCGACACCGUGGAGCUGCUCAACAGCCCCGUGCUGCAGGAUUUAAGCAGCAAGAAGAUCUCAGGGAAAUUCUCCAACCCUCUGGAUAUUUGGGUGAAGGGUAAAGCAGAGGCAGAGGGUACCGAAAAGAGAGAGAAGCAGCUGACGGUGCCGCAGGGCUCCGUGCUGGCCUAUAGGAGGAAACUGCUGGUGUUCCGCAGCAGAGGCUGGGACAUUCUUCACACCGCAGACGAUGGUGAUCAGAAAACCUUUCCAGUAGGCUUCAGGUACAUGGCAGAUGGUGAAGAGCAAGGCGUUUCAGUAUGCCACAUGAUACCUCGAAAGGAUUUCAGGCUGCUACAAGUGGAGGUUUCCCAGAAGGUAAAAGCGGCCAAGCUCUCCAAGGACAUGCAGAAUGUUGUGUUCUCCAACCUCCUGGCCAUGCUUAGGGACCAUGAGGCUCUUCAGGACCUCAUGGACAAGCUUGAACAGGAACCCUUCGGUCAUUUGGACGGCCCUGGUGGCACCAUCCUGACCGAACUGCGAAAGGACUCCUGCUAUCCAGAGGUUGGCUCAAAGUGCCUCCUCCUUUACCUGCUUGAAGCCUUAAUGGUGCUGAGUGACAUCCAACAUGAUCUGCUGGCUCAGUCCAUGGAGAGGAGGAUCCUCCUUCCGCAGAGGGACCUGGUGGGGAGCAUCCUGGAGUCCAACUUCAACUGCUUCCAGAACAUUCCCUUUACCCUCCGGCCUGAGCUCCUCGCCCAACUCCAGGAGGAGGGCUUGGUCAUUACCUAUGAGCUGCUGGAUGAGUGUGGCCUGGAGAUGGAGCCGAACAGCCCCAGGUCAACCUGGGACCCGAAAGCAGAAGCCACGAAGAGCCUGAAUGUCGCUCAGUGA